AUGAAGACACAAAUUAAUUAAGAGCUAUUAGAUCAAUAUAUUGGUAUGGGAUUUUCUAAAGAAUUGAUUAUUAUGGCAUGGGAAGAGAGUAAUACAGAAGCUGAUGUCAUUAAUACUUUACUCACAUUAUCAGACAAAAAUAAUGCACUCUCUAAUACACCAACAGUAAAUUAUAUUUGAAUUUAUCCAAUAGAAACAAGAUGAAGAAAUCUAACUAAAUUAAGCAUUAAUAGAUUCUUACAAAACCAAUCCUUAAGCAGCUACAUCUACAUUUGAAAUUGUAUCACCUGAAUAAAGAAAAAGAAAUAAUGAUGUACCAUGUGGUCUUAAGAAUGUUGGUAAUACAUGUUAUUUUAAUGGAUUACUUUAAACAUAUUUCUUUAAUAGUGAUUUUGUUAAAAUCAUUAUCAAAUUUCAACCACCUGCUUAAAUUGAAUAAGGUAAAUAAGGAAAAUCCAUUUAAUUGGUUUAAAAUCUUUAACAUUUAUUCCUUAGUAUGAUAGGUAGUGAUAAAAAAUAUGUGGAUCCUUCUGAUGUUGUUAAAAGUAUUUGUGAUGAUUUUGGUAAUGUACUACCAAUUGGUGAUUAAAAGGAUGUUGGUGAAUUCAAUCAUUAUUUCUUAAGUAGAAUAGGGGAAGGUCUAGCUUAUAAUGAACAUUAAUCUAGCAAAAUAGAAGAUUAACCUCAUGAAGGUUCUUCUUCUAUUUUGAGAUUGAAAUCAUCAACUAUACAUGAUGAAGAUGCUGUUUCCAAAUUAUUCUUUUGUAAAGUACAUCAUUACUUGUAAUUUGAUCAAGCUGGUGUUCCUUAAAGUAGAGACAGUACUGAACUUUAUAAUUUUAUUCCUAUUGAUUUGAAAGAUGGAAAUCUUUAUGAUGCUUUUGAUAAUUUUGUAGUCAAUUCUAUUGAAGAUUUCAAAAAUGAUUUAAGUGAAACUGUUUGUGCAACUAAAUAUAAUUGGAUUUAAGGUGCUCCAUAAACAUUAUCAUUCUAAAUACAAAGAGUUACUUAUAGUAAAGAGAAAAGUAAUUCAUUUUAUAUAUAUAAAUUAGAUGAUCUUAUAAAACAAAAUGAUGAAUUUCUAUUUGAAGAAGAAAUCUAUUUGGAUCGUUUUCUUUAUGAAAAUAGUAAGAGAUAUUUGGAUAUAAGAACUUAAAAUAGAGAAUUGAAAAUUAAACAAAAAUUAAUUAAAUAAGAAUUAUAACAAUUGUCAAAAUUUGAUGAUAAAUAUGAUUUAUAAGAUGUUCUAUUAACAACAGUCAAAUUUUUAGAAAUGUAAUCAAAAGAUAAACCUAAUAAUCCAGCCAAUUUUGGUCCCUCUGAUCAAAAACAUACUAUUGAAUAACUCUUAAAAUAUUCAUAACAAGUCUUAAAAAGAAAAGAAGUUUUAUAACAAUAAUAUAAUGAUCUAGAAGAAAAGAUAUAAGCUUCUUAUAAUAAUUUUAAGGGAAAUAAAUAUUAUUUAUAAUCCAUACUAAUUCAUGAAGGAAUGGCAAGUAUAUAUAUAUAUAAUUAUAUUUAUAGAUUCUGGACAUUAUUAUACUUACAUAAAAGAUUUCAGAUUAAAUAAAUGGUUUAAAUUCAAUGAUAUUCGUGUUACAGAAGAAACAAGAGAAAAAGUAUUUCAAGAUGCUAUUGGUGUAAAACCAGGUAUCAAUGCUUAUUUACUUGUUUAUUUAAAGGAUGAACUUGUAUAAGAAGAAAUAAAAUAUCCAAAAAGAUUGUAUAAAACAAGCACAGAGAAAGAUUAUUUAUAAGAUACUUAUGGAAGUUUCCUUAAUUAAAAUCAAAUUGAAAGUAUUAAAAGGGAAAAUUAAUUAUUUUUAAAUGAAAUUGAAGAUUAUAAAUAGGCUAGAAUAAUAGAAAGAAUUGCUGAAGCAUAUCAAACUAGGUUUGAAUUUGUAAAUGAACAAUUUCGUACUAUUGUUAAUAAAACUUAAAAUAUCAAAUUUAAACCUCUAUUUACCUAAAAUUUCCCUAUAUAUAUUAAAUGUAAGGCCACUUAAUUAUCAAAUUAAAAUACAUAACAUGAUAAUUUAAUAAAAUGGAUUAUCUUGGAUUCUGCAUUACGUGAAGUUUAAGAAAAUAAAGAAGGAAUAUUUGGUGGAUAAAUAAGUGAAAAUGUAUUAAUUAAUAUAUAUAUAAUAUUAGUUUUAAAAUAAGAUAAUAAACAAAUUUGUAGCUUAAUUCAAUGAAUUUAAAAGACCAACUUCUAAAUUGACUUUAUCUGAAUAAAAUGAUUUGAAUAAAUUUGAAUAAGAAUAUUUACUAUAUGUAAAUUUAGGAUCAUGGGCUACAAUAAUAUUAGAACUUUUGGAAAAAAAAGAUUUUAUUUAAACUCUUUAAGUUUUAUAAUGUUUGACUAAGAAAGUUAAAACUUUAGAGUAAUAGAAUUACUUUUUUAAAUUUACUAAGAAUUUAAAGACACUAGUGCCUAUCAUAUUAAUUUGUAAAAUGAUUCCAAAAGAAUCUGAGGUGAAUCUUAAAGAAUUAUAGUUAUUGUAAGCAUAUUUGAUACAUAAACAUUUCGAAUAUGAUGAUCCAAAGUAUUGGUAAACUGAAAUUUCAAUAAUGUUAAAUUCUAUAAUAGAAAAUCACAAUUAAUAGGAUGUAAAAGAAAUUAUAGUGAAUUUUGAAGUUGGAAAUAAAAUUAAAGAAAAUAUGGAUUUGUUAGAAUUUGUUUCAGAGGUAUUAUAAUUUCUAAAAAUACUAGGAAAUUCGAAAUUAAUAAUUAGCGUUAAAUUCUUCAUAUGAGAUCUAUUUCUGGAGUCCCUAUUAAAAGCAAGAUAUUAUAUUUGAUAAAUUGGUUGAAGGAAUGAAUAAAUUAAAAGUGUUAUUUGAGGUAAGAUUUAUAAAUAAAUGUUUAGCCAUAUAUAAAAAUUUAAUAGGCAUUAAAGGAUGCAAUUCAACCACUUAUGAAAGAAGAUUUAGAGAACAUGAUAAAAUGA
Messenger RNA from Paramecium pentaurelia, 2948 nucleotides. The record is from the annotation of a GenBank genome assembly. Lineage: Eukaryota; Ciliophora; Oligohymenophorea; Peniculida; Parameciidae.